This is a messenger RNA of Sesamum indicum (sesame), 1150 nucleotides long. RefSeq lists its product as uncharacterized. The record is from RefSeq and is a predicted model, not a curated record. NCBI's taxonomy places the organism in Eukaryota, Viridiplantae, Streptophyta, Magnoliopsida, Lamiales, Pedaliaceae.
GCGCCUCCCCAGUCGUCAACCAGAUGGAUUCCAACAGUGAUGGGAAAACUCCCACUCCCACCUCAUUUCAUCCUCCCCACCACCACCACCACCAUCACGGCCACCAUAGCCGCCACCACCACCAUUUCUUUUACAUUUCACCUCACUGCCCAUUUCACCGCUCUAUGUCGCAACCAAAGAAUCACUCUCCGUCAUGCUCUUUUUCCACCUAUUACCCCUCUCCUCAAAACCCAGAACCCGUUGCUUCUAUUCCGCCCAAUUCUCACUCCAGCUUUCUGGAUAAUCAGCCCAACGAAUCUUUCGAUGAUUCCCAAAUGAUGCAGGAUAACAUUGAGAAUGUUGAAGUUGAGGAAGAAGAUGACCCUAUUUACGUUCUAACUGAUGAAUGGAGGGAUUUCUUUGCAAAAUCAGAGGCCAAAAGGAGACUAGCAAAGAAGCAGGCUAAGAAGGGGAAGAAUUAGAAAAGAGAAGCUCGCCUUCAUUUAUUUGCUCCGCACUCUGCAAGACUAGUGAUCUAUAAUGUUCUUGAGCAAAGAUGAUGAGGAAGAAGUCAGCUCAUGAAAGAUGAUUCUUGCAUCAUCGUAACCGGCCAAAUGAAGCGCUUUUUUGGUUUCAUUUCUGUACAUCAUGUUCCAGGAGGAUUCUGUGUGUAUAUUUUCUUGAUCUUAUGCAGCUGGAUCUUUAUUCCCGUGCAAUUGUGGUCGUUGAGGAUUCUUGUCAUAGAACCAUUUUUCUUGCUUGUUUCUACUUUUAACCUAAAGCUCCUAUGUCUCCCAACUAUCGUACAGGGACAAUGGAAGACUAACUUGUGACUGCUGGCCGACAUCAGAAGCUUGUAAAAUGAACACGAGUACGAGCCCUGAUAGGCUGACACCAACAAGUACUGCUGUACUGCUGGAAGCUGAGAGCAGUGUUUAGGAGAGCGGUUAACAUCAAAAGCUCACGUGCGAAACUGCUUUAAGGUUGUGAAUGAUGAAUAAUCAUGUCAUAUCAGAGAUUUUGGAACCAAGUUUAUUCAAAGUUAAUACCAACAACCUUUAUUGAGGAUCAAUCUGAUACUGAUUUUUGGUUGUACUGCUUUCUCUUUUAAAAUGUUAAUGCAACAUCCCUGGCAUUCAUUACUCCCUCUUAUACAUGUUUCUACCCGUAA